Messenger RNA from Penicillium verhagenii, 1041 nucleotides. Its product is annotated as TauD/TfdA dioxygenase family protein. The transcript has 10 exons. Bases 1 to 1041 code for a protein of 346 amino acids. The record is from RefSeq and is a predicted model, not a curated record. Gene Ontology annotation, cellular component: cytoplasm. Lineage: Eukaryota; Fungi; Ascomycota; Eurotiomycetes; Eurotiales; Aspergillaceae. Gene Ontology annotation, molecular function: 2-oxoglutarate-dependent dioxygenase activity.
AUGGCAAAUUUGGCAGCCCUCGAAUACAUCUCACCCGAUUCAAACACACCCAUUACAUUACAUCCGAAUUUUAACCCCAAAAUCAAAGAUCAUGUCCCACCCGAGCCUAUUCGCAAACCAGUCACCCCGCCUCGAGAUCGGGCCGAAUUUGCAGACCCCCAGAAGAAGGCAUUAUUUGCAGUAGCGAAACGUGUGGACCUUACCGAGUCGAUUGGCACUCUUUUGGAGAAUGUGCAACUAUCACGACUGAACGGACAGCAGCUGGAUGAGUUGGCGCUAUUAGUUAACGAGAGAGGUGUAGUUUUCUUCCAGGGGCAGGAUUUGACGACCGAAGAGCAGGUGAAGCUAUUCGAACAUUAUGGGAUUUUGGACAAACAUCCUGCACAAAAGGAUCAAAAGUUUGUGACUAUCCAGGGUAGUCGCGAAGACCAUCGUGAAAUCCUGAAGUAUACUCCAUGGCCGAGCGGUGACUUUCAUGCCGAUACGUCCUUUGAGAUAAACCCUCCAUCAUAUUCUUUGCUCAGAAUGGAGGAGCACCCUGCUGUGGGAGGUGAUACGGCUUGGGUCUCUCAAUAUGGGCUCUAUGAUGCACUCAGCAAACCCUACCAGAAGUUCCUUGACGAGCUGCAUGCCGUACAUACAUCAAGAUUGCAGUACGAUACGAUUCUGGAUCUCUGGGAUGCCGGUCCCAAUCGUCCUCCCAUAGAUACUCAUCAUCCCGCUGUCCGAACCCAUCCCGUUACGAAGCUGAAGGCACUUAAUGUCAACCCGGGGUUUGUGACUGGAUUCGCAGAGUUGAAAAAGCUUGAAUCCGACAAGAUCCUUGAUUUUCUGACAUACCACAUUCAUUCUGCUGACGACCAUUACGUUCGAUGGAAAUGGACUGUAGGAGGUGUUGCAAUGUGGGAUAAUCGCUGUACACUUCACCGUGUUAUCCCUGGUACCUAUAAGGGAACGAGACGAGGAAUCCGAACUACAGUGUUUGGCGAGAAGCUGAGAGUCGUGAACAGCGCAGACAGCGAGAAGAAAGUCUGGAUUUGA